GUGAGAUAAUUACUAGUAGAAGCUCAAUGGAAGGAUCAGAUACUCGGAACUAUUCCUCGCAGAUUCUUUCUGAGCAGAACGAACAAGAUCAACGACUUCGAACCCCCAAACAUAGAAUUUAUUCAUCAGGUGCAUCUGGCGCUUCCAUGCUACCUUGGAACCGAGAGAACAAAGGCAAUAAUGGUGAGUCACAAGAACUUUGCGAUUCAGAUAGUGAUCCCAUAUCAGAUCACAAGUUACCUGACGAAUUAUUUGAGGAAUUGAAGGGUUUGGGCACCAUUGAAUUGACAAUUCGGAAUAUCUUGCUCGAAAUUCUCCGUCAGAACCAAUCAAAGGAUUUAAAAUCGGGAAAAACACUGAUGAACUCGAAUUUCUUAAAUGGAAUAAUAGAUGUUUCGAAUGCUAAUUUGAAGAAAAUGACUCGAUCAAUGUUAAAUAAAUUGGACGAAGGACAACAGUGGUUUGAUCGGGUUCUCAAUAAACAAACAUGGACUUUAACUUCAGAGUUCAUCGACUAUUGCAAUCAGUUCACGGACCACUUAUGUAAUCGUGCACAAUUCCCCACUUUGGUACGCAAGUCCUUUGUUACAGGGCAUUUCGAUCCCUUUGUUCAUGAAGGGCACGACAUUGCGCAGGACAUUAUGAGACACUUUUCAGUGCGGUUGGAAGCUCCAUGCAAUAUAAAUUCAAAAUCAUCAAAACUGGAAAGGGCCUAUGCGAUCGAUACAAUUGUAUAUAUCAUGAAUAGAAUUUUCCGUAUGCAUUUCGAUGUUCUCGAUGAAAACUGGAUAGAAAUAUUUACUAGAGAUACAAAGUCCCAUAAGAUCGAUGGGGUUUUGAGAGUUUUUCAAAUGAAAAAGUUUACACAGACAAUCAUAAUCAUGGAGUUUUCACAUGGUCAAUACGCUUCAGAAAACAAGGAUAAUGACGAUCAAGUGAAAUUGAGUCGCAAUGCAAAAAGGAUUUUAAACAAACUACUUAAUAAUGUCCCAUGUAAGAAAGCACGAGUUUAUACUAUUCAAAGUAUUAAUGGAAAUAUUAGUAUAAAAUAUUUAAUACGGCCUUUACCUUCAAUAUAUCUGUAUGAAGAAUUUGUUAACAUCAAAAUACCUAUGACUUUUGAUGAUAUGGAAGAAUUCGCCAAAAGUAUGCCAAUCCUUAUGGAUUUUCAGGUUGACGUCUUGCGGACUGUUAAGCUGAUGAAUAAGAAAUCAAUUGAAGACUAA
Molecule: messenger RNA, 1226 nt
Organism: Acaulospora morrowiae
Lineage: Eukaryota; Fungi; Glomeromycota; Glomeromycetes; Diversisporales; Acaulosporaceae
Source: the annotation of a GenBank genome assembly